UCUGUGUUGACAUCGUGAAAAGUUGCCGUUUUGUUUACCAAAAAAGAUCUUUUUGUGAAAAACUCAGCGAUUUCGUUAAAAUUUUGGUUUGUUCUCUUCCCAAUCUCCAGAAAAAGGCGAAAAUCCAGCAUUCAGAGACCCAACUCUCCGCUUCAAAUCAAAGAGAAUGCAGCUCGGUAUUGUAGCGGAUACAAAGGUGCUGUGCCGGGUUUGCAUGGUACCCGUCGUGGAACAUCCGGCGAACCUGUACGACGACGCAUCCCCGUUCGGACUGCCAAGUUUGCACAACAUGCUGCGGACGAUUUGUGCUCCGGUAUUUGCGAAACCCGAAGCAGAAGCCAUCGUGCCGAACAUGCCGACCAUUGUUUGUCUGGUGUGUCGGAACGCAAUCGUGGCGGCGUACAAUCUGCACCAGCAGUGCAUCGAGACCGAUCGACGGCUGGGUGAGUUGGUAGCUUUGAUGUGGGAACUCCAAGGUCCCGGUAGCGAUGAGAUUGGUGAGGUUUCCGAAGAUCCUCCCAAGAGCAGUAUCAAGGAGGUACCAAUUUCGGAGGAAACAUUGGUUGGGGGCGUCGAGAACGAAGAACAGCAUCCAAAGCAAAGUGGUUUACAGUUUACAGGAAAGACUGAAGAUAACACUUGUACGGACUGUGGGAAGACAUUUUCAACCCGUUACACCUUGGUCAGACAUAAACGAGAAGGCUGGUGUAUUCUGACGACCGACCCCAAGGUGCGCACUUGUGAUAUCUGCAACAAAGUUUUAAAGACGGUUCAGUUGCUUAAAAGACAUCGUGAUAUGCAUGAUGACAUCGACAGGAAAAAGCAAGCCAAAUCAGAUGAAGCAGCAUCGGCACAUCCGGAACCUCCAGCUACAACUCAACAACACGCAUCGGCAGGAGAGGAGAUCCCGUUGCUGAAUACCGAGCUAGUGGAUGUGAUAAAGGUCGAAGCACUAGACCUGAUGGAUGAAACCCAAAGCAAUAACGAAGAAGAGGUCAACGAAGAGCGUGAUUUGCAAUGCACCAACUGCGGCAUAUCGUUCUCGUCGAACAGAGCGUACCGAGAUCACAAACAAGAAGGGAAUUGUGAGCGACAAGAAACGUUUCCGUGUUCAGUAUGCGGGAAAAUUUUUGACAAAGAAACAAGAAUGCAGUACCACCUUCGGAAUCAUAAAGAGCGAUUGGCUUGCUCAAUGUGUGAUCAAACGUUCAAGAACAGAGACUGUCUGCGGUUACAUCAAAAACGUUCUAGUUGUUCGGGAAUGAAGGAAAAAGCUUCGCAGAACAACAUUGGAAAGCAAAACGGCAAAUGGAGUACAACUUGCAUGGAUUGUGGCAAAGCAUUUUCAACCGGGUGGUCUUUGAAAAGACAUAAACAAAGUGGCAGGUGUGAUCCAUCGAUUGAUCCCACGCAGCGCACCUGCGAAAUCUGCAAUAAAUAUUUUAGGACGGCUCUAUUGAUGAAAAGACAUCGUCAAAUGCAUGAGAGCACCAACGGAGCGGAGUCUAACGAAUCGGCACUUCCGGGACUUCCAGCUUCAACUCAUGAACACGACGCGGCAGGUGGACUCUCAGAGAUGAUUCCGUUGAAUAUCGACCAAGUGGAUGUGAUAAAGGUCGAAGAAUUAGACCUGAUGGAUGACAACCUAAGUGACAACGAAGCAGAUCACUUGAAAUGCACCAAUUGCGACAUAUCGUUCUCCUCGAACAGAGCGUAUCGAGAUCACACGUCGCAAGGAAACUGUCAGAGCAAACAACUAUUUCCGUGCUACAUAUGUGGAAAAACUUUCGACAAACUUACAAGAAUGCAGUACCACACUCGUAAUCACAGGGCGCGCGUGGCUUGCCCAAUGUGUGAUCUAACGUUCAAGAACCGAGCAUGCCUGAAGUUACAUCACAAACGUAAGCGUUGUUCAGGUAACAAGACAAGCGUUCCGCAGAGUGAAGUAGAUCUAGGCAAAGGGCAAGAAGAACCGUUGGUUGUUGAACGCGACAUACAGUGCGCUAACUGCGGUGUGACAUUUACGUCAAACAGAGCACAUCACAAUCACAUCAAAGACGGGAACUGUCAGCUAAAGAUAACUUAUCCAUGCAAAAAGUGUGGAAAAGUCUUUGACAAACUUACCAGACUGCAAUACCAUCUGUACAGUCACAAGGAGCGCGUGGCUUGCUUGAAGUGUGGUCAAACGCUCGGCAACAGUGCUGCACUGUUGAAGCAUAUAAGAUAUACCCGAUGUUCAGAAAAUUACGAGAGGAAAACCCAGAUGCAGAAAGAAGGAAUCUACACGGAAGAAGAAACGAACGACUCGUUGGCCGUUGAAAAGCCAUCAUCGGAUGGCGAUUCUGGUGCGACCCAAACGGAAAAUCUCCAGCAAAAACCAAAUUAUCCGUGCAAAGUAUGUGGUAAGAUUUUCGACACAUUCCCAAAAAUGAUGUACCACAGGCGCAACCAUCAGGAGCGCGUAGUUUGCCCGCAGUGUGGUCAGUCGUUCAGAAACAGAGGCAUUCUGCAUGUGCAUAUAAAACUAAAACGAUGUUUAGGCAGAUUCGCGAGUGUUUCCCAGGAGCAAAUGAACACGGAGGUGACCAAAGAAUGUCCUGUUUGCCGUGUUGCAUUUUAUACUGACCGAAAGCUUGAAGCGCACAUCCAAAAAGGAAAUUGUCAACGCAAGCCAGUCUAUCCGUGCACGAUCUGUGAAAAGAAGUUUGACACGCUUACAAGAAUGCGGUACCACAGACGCAAUCAUAUACAGCGCGUCAAUUGUUCAAAGUGUGGUCAAACGUUCAGAAACAAGGCUUGUCUUCGGAUGCAUCUGAAACGUGAAGGUUCUUGCCUGGUGAGGCCUAAGGACCCCGCUACAGAAACGUAUACGGAGAUGACCGAAGGACUUGACAACCAGUGUACCGUUUGCGGUGCAACAUUCCUGUCUAGCCGAAAACUUGAUGCGCACACCCAAGAAGGCAACUGUCACCGCAGGCCAGUUUACCCGUGUACGAUCUGCGGAAAGAGCUUUGACAAGCUCUCGAGAAUGCGAUACCACAGGCGCAAUCAUAGGCAGCGCGUGAGUUGUUCGGAGUGUGGUCUAUUGUUCAGAAACAAGGCAUCUCUGCGGAUGCAUAUCAAGCGUGGUUCUUGCCCUAAUAUGCUUGAAAACUCACCGUUGAGCGGCGAUGCGUUGGACACGAUCAAAGUAGAAGAGCCUGAAAUUAUGAAGUAGCUAGAGCAACGAGUUUGGGAGGCGGAGAAGAAGGAGAAGUUUCAGCAAAACCCAGAAGAUGCACAUUUAAUUUACUAUGGCGAACUGGAUCAAAUUAAAGUUUCAAGAUACGAGUUGAGAAUGUUGGCGAUUCGAAGAAGAAAAAAACCGACAUAAAAAUGAACUGAAAUAAAUGAAAUCUGUUUAUCUCUA
Molecule: messenger RNA, 3409 nt
Organism: Culex quinquefasciatus (southern house mosquito)
Lineage: Eukaryota; Metazoa; Arthropoda; Insecta; Diptera; Culicidae
Product: oocyte zinc finger protein XlCOF6-like
Exons: 4
Coding region: 167-3217 (1016 amino acids)
Biological process (GO): regulation of transcription by RNA polymerase II
Cellular component (GO): chromosome; nucleus
Molecular function (GO): zinc ion binding; RNA polymerase II transcription regulatory region sequence-specific DNA binding; chromatin insulator sequence binding
Source: RefSeq, a predicted model, not a curated record